This is a messenger RNA of Rotaria sp. Silwood2, 1167 nucleotides long. The record is from the annotation of a GenBank genome assembly. NCBI's taxonomy places the organism in Eukaryota, Metazoa, Rotifera, Eurotatoria, Philodinida, Philodinidae.
AUGGGUCGUCUUACUCCUGAAGUAAUUGAAGCAGCUUCUCAAUAUCUUAAUCCUGUCGGUCAAUAUGAACUUAGUCUACGUGAUUUAAAAAUUCCUGUUAUUGAAAAUUUGGGUGCAACAUUAAAUCAAUUUGAUACAAUCGAUUUUACGAAUAAUGAUUUACGUAAACUUGAUGGUUUUCCAUUUUUACCUAAAUUAAAAACACUUUAUCUUGCAAAUAAUCAUAUAGCACGUAUCGCUGAAAAUUUACAAGAAUAUAUUGCAAAUUUAGAUACAUUAAUGCUUAAUAAUAACAUGUUGCAAGAAUUAUCCGAUAUUGAUCCACUUGCAACAUUACCAAAAUUAACUCAUGUUAGCUUUGCUCGAAAUCCAAUUGCUAUGAAAAAGGAUUAUCGUCUAUAUGUUAUUCAUGCGUUACCUAAUUUACGAACACUUGAUUAUAAUCGAAUUACCCAAAAAGAACGUGAAGCAUCUCGUAAACUCUAUAAAUCUAAAUCUGGUGAUAAAGCGAAGAAAAAACAAAAAGGAGCUAAUACAUUUAUACCUGGUGCAGAAUUAGCUAAACAACAACAACAACAAGCACCACGAAUGACUAAGAAAGAUGCUGAUGCUAUCAAAAAAGCUAUUUUGGAAGCUAAAUCAAUAGAAGAAGUCGAAAGAUUAAAAGCUAUGUUACAAGCUGGUCAAAUGCCGCAUUCAAUGGAACAAAAACAACAUCAAAAUGGUCAUAAACCAAAUACAGAAGGGAUGGAGCAAGAACAAUAUUCUGUUACACCAAAUGAAGCUUUACAAUUUCUUUUUCGUGCUCGACGUAGUUUUCUUCAUCCAGGCAAGACAAAAUGUGAAGAGCAAAAACGUGAAGCUCGUAAAGCUUAUGAAGAAAAAUGUUCAAUGUUAGGUAAACGUUUUUGUCCAAAAUUAAGUGCAUGGAAAGAUUUUCAGCAAUGGGAAAUUGGUGGUGGUUAUGAAAGUAAAAGAAAUCCAUUACCAACAUUAGCACCAACUCCACAAAUACCAACAUUACGUACAUAUCAUACACGUCUUUACACACCAGCAACAUUACGUACAUAUAGAACACCGAUGUAUGGAUCGAUGACAAUACAAGAAAAUUAUCGUACACCUGUGUAUGGAAAUAAAUUUGUAACACCUAAUCCUUUUGAUGAUUAA